Molecule: messenger RNA, 894 nt
Organism: Solanum pennellii
Lineage: Eukaryota; Viridiplantae; Streptophyta; Magnoliopsida; Solanales; Solanaceae
Product: protein AE7-like
Exons: 6
Coding region: 184-657 (157 amino acids)
Biological process (GO): iron-sulfur cluster assembly
Source: RefSeq, a predicted model, not a curated record
UUAAUUAGAUGGUCCAUUUCGAGUUAGGUCGUUUGAAAAAUAAAAAUGAUACAACUAAAUCCCCAAAAGGAUAAUUUUUAGGCGUAAAAGGUCCCACGAUUUAGGAGUUUUUCUUCCCCGCCAACAUCCGAUUCUUCAGAUUGGAAAUCGAACUUGUGAAUCUUACCAAGGUCAGACUAUAAAAUGGUUUCUGAAUUGAUAAAUGCCAAUCCCAUUGUGUAUGAGAAGAAGGAGCGUCAAGCUAGGAUUGCUCCAAGUACAGCUGAACAUUCAGCUGAAAUUAUCGACCAGCUAGAAAUUUUUGACUACCUUAGAGAUAUAAAAGAUCCAGAGCAUCCCUAUUCUCUGGAAGAGCUGAAAGUUAUAACAGAAGAUGCCAUUGAGGUAGAUGACAAGCGAAGCCAUGUAAGGGUCACAUUCACGCCUACUGUGGAACAUUGCAGCAUGGCGACUGUUAUCGGAUUAUGUUUACGUGUGAAACUUAUGCGAUGUUUGCCUUCACGUUAUAAGGUGGAUAUUAGAGUAGCACCUGGGACUCAUGCUACGGAAGCUGCAGUAAAUAAGCAGUUGAAUGAUAAAGAACGAGUCGCUGCAGCAUUGGAAAACCCUAACCUUGUCGACAUGGUAGACGAAUGCCUUGCUCCAUCUCUUGAAUGAGGAAGUGAGUUCUUGUUUAGUAUGUGCAGAUACAACUUGAAACACUUUCAUCAAAAAGUCCCAUGUUAUAUUAUUUUGUUGUGGUUGUUUUUUGAACAGCGUUUCAUUGGUUUUAUUUAAUUCAUUAUAUUGAUAAUGUUGUUGUUUAGUGAAACUGUGAAAUCACAAUGUAGUUGGUUGGCAUGAAAUAUGUUGUAUCUUUUUUGUGAAGAGAUACAUGCAAUAUUCAUAUCAUCA